AGCUCAUUGCUUUGGGAGGAAGGCGUGCUCAGGUAAACUUCAGGUGUUCAGGUUUCAGGGUUAGCUCUUGCAGAGGCUUCUGAGAAGAGGCAGAGCUCGCAGCGACAGGAUUCACAGCGCUGACCAGGCAGAUAACUUCUGUCCAGCCAUGCACGCCCUGCAGGUUGCUGUCUUGUGCCUAUUAAUUGCUUUGGAGCCUGUGAACUGCCAAGAAACUGCAAGAAGGCUGCAGCCAUGGAUGCAAGGACUCAUCGCGGUGGCCGUUUUCUUAGUGCUGGUGGCGAUUGCUUUUGUGGUGAAUCGAUACUGGUGUCAGGAGAAAGACGAAAGCAUGGAGUCGGUGGUCACCAUUGGAAACAAGCCGGAGUCCAUCGUAUCCAAUGGGCACGAGGGGAAGUACUCCUCAAACGUGGCCGAUUUCAGAUCCCGAGAAAAUGAGCGUGCCUAUGAAAACGUCAUUGAAUACGACGAGAAAGUCCUCACCACCGCGAUGUAGCAACUGCCUUUGAGGAUCGCUCCAUCAUCACCACCUCCAGCAAACCCUAACUCUCCUCCUCUCGUUGCGAGGAGCUCUCGUCCCUGGAUCCAACCACCCUUCCAGCAGAUGAAGAUCACUCCAAUGAACCAUCCACAUAGCCCCUUUCUCUUUCUCUUCCUUGCGUGAAGCCUCUGCUACACGGGACGACUUGGCAUGGACCUCGUUGGGAGUCCUGCUGCCUGCCAGUGACAGGAAUAGUUGGGCAGCCUCCGGAUGGGACACCAUCCUUGCUGCAACCAGUGCCUGGGUGGGAGGGACAUUAGCUAGCUUUGGCUCCUUCUCUCCUCUUCCCUCCAGGUGCAGCGAGGUGUGGAAGGAGACUUUGCUAAACCUGCUCCCAAGAUAACAGCCAGCACCUCAAGUACAACCCAGAGGGAGAAGUGGCAUGGCUGCCACAUGCCCACCCCUUCACAACUAGAAGCAAAGACCAGUCAGUUUUGCAAUUACGGUCUGGUUCCUGUGGCAUACACUCUGGAGGUUUCUACCCAGCCCCAGGUGUAUGAACCCACCCCAGCCUUGCUUCCCCCCUGCCAUCCCUUGUUAUCAUCUGUGGCUGGGCUAAUUGGCUAUCCAUAGAAAGACUAUCUCGAUAUCUGAACCAAAUGAGCAAAUGGUGUCUUUUCCAUACACAUUUAUUCCCCACCCUUGGAGCUAGUUAUUUAUUGAUUGAAAGAUCUGUGCAUCCUCUUGUUGGCAAUCGUGUCAUUUCUCUCUGCUGGUCAACAACAAAAAUAGCCAAGUGAUUGAAUCUGCUCCUUUGUACAUAUUUUUUCCUUGUGAGCAAUAAAGAGAAUUAUUCUUAAA
Alligator mississippiensis (American alligator) is the source of this 1342-nucleotide messenger RNA. It is a transcript of the gene PDZK1IP1, whose product is annotated as PDZK1 interacting protein 1. The record is from RefSeq and is a predicted model, not a curated record. The transcript is spliced from 4 exons. Bases 149 to 496 code for a protein of 115 amino acids. NCBI's taxonomy places the organism in Eukaryota, Metazoa, Chordata, Crocodylia, Alligatoridae.